This is a messenger RNA of Eriocheir sinensis (Chinese mitten crab), 1150 nucleotides long. Its product is annotated as histone H4. The coding region runs from base 630 to 941 and encodes 103 amino acids. The record is from RefSeq and is a predicted model, not a curated record. Gene Ontology annotation, molecular function: protein heterodimerization activity; DNA binding; structural constituent of chromatin. Lineage: Eukaryota; Metazoa; Arthropoda; Malacostraca; Decapoda; Varunidae. Gene Ontology annotation, cellular component: nucleosome. The transcript has 2 exons. Gene Ontology annotation, biological process: nucleosome assembly.
GCCAGCACCCCGCGAGGCCCCCAGUAGCUGCCAGGCGACCCAGACCCCACGGAUCUACACCUUCAGUGAGGGCGAGCUGGUGGAUCUUCUGAUCCGCUACGAGCACCUCACUGAGCAAGAGGAGGAGGCCAGGUUCGAGAGGAUCCCGCACGAGACAGCCCUCCCCUUAGUGAGGAGGACACUCCGUGAAGGGAAGCCGCUCCCUGCCUCCAUCUGCACGGCCCGCCCACUGGGUAACCCCCCACGCCACUUCGACCACAAGCAGGAGGUUGAGUGGGCGACAUAUGAGGAAGAAGACGUCUCGGAGGACGAGGUCGACGUCGGAGGCGUGGACGAAGACCUCUUCCUGAAUGCAGACAGGGACCUCACCGACGAGGAGCUCGCGAGCUACUACGCCGGUGACCUGUGAUUAAAAAGACAUUUCCCCCACGUGUAAUUUUUGAUAGAUUUGUACCAAGUGUAGUAUAUGUACAGUACAUCGGGCAGGCUGCUUGUUUAGAGCCUGCUUUGGUAACUGAUUAUUUUUGUAAUUUUUCAUGUUUAUUUUUUCUGUAUGUCUUAUGUAAAGGUUACCAAUAAACUAUUAAACUAAAAACACUCACUCCACUGUUGAGCUACCCACCUGAACCAUGACUGGCCGCGGCAAGGGAGGCAAGGGACUCGGAAAGGGAGGCGCCAAGCGUCACCGCAAGGUUCUUCGGGACAACAUCCAGGGCAUCACCAAGCCGGCCAUCCGUCGUCUGGCGCGCCGUGGCGGUGUGAAGCGCAUCUCCGGGCUCAUCUACGAAGAGACCCGUGGUGUGCUCAAGGUGUUCCUGGAGAACGUCAUCAGGGAUGCCGUCACCUACACUGAGCACGCCAAGCGCAAGACCGUCACCGCCAUGGACGUGGUGUACGCCCUCAAACGCCAGGGCCGCACCCUGUACGGCUUCGGUGGUUAAUGCCGCUGCCUGAGCGAGCCCGACCUAACCCACCCACCCCGGACCUCUUUGAGGUCCACAUUCUUAUUCACUAAGAGAAUAGUAGCACACUUUUUACUUCAGUUAUAUUUUCUUUCUUUCUUUCUUUCUUUCUUUCUUUCUGUUUCCUCCCUCCCUCCCUCCCUCCCUCCCUCCCCCCUGCCUAAUGAUGGUUCACACCUCCGCCCACU